AUCGAAGGACAAUUGAUCUUCGUACUGUUAAUCCAUCACUGGAUAGUAUUGGUAACAGCGACACAGUUUGUUCAAGAGACUCGCCAAGCCGUAGCAUGAUAGCACAGGAAGACAAGGGCGUGGGACUAACAUAUCCGCAACAGCGCCAGUGGCUCGUGCGCUUUCAAAACCGGACAUACGUCUAUGAAGAGCCUCAGCGAUAUCGAGAGCGUCUGUCCGAGUCCAUCGUUGAUUCCAGUGAUGCAAAAGUUCACUUACGGAUAGACGAUGUCAAACGUUUCCUCUCGGAACGUUUGGCCUCGGGGGCUGGGAGCACUCGUAGCGAUUCGUCGAUCGCCCCGACAACCUCGUCCCUCGCGAAGUUACAGCGUCUGUUCGAUAUUACCCAAGUCCAGUAUCCCCACAUUCACAUACGACUCGUCUCCAGUAUCCGUGGCGGAAAAGGCGGCUUUGGAACUCUCCUCAAGGGUCAAUCGCGACAAGCUGGCGCCAAAGCAACCACAAACUUUGGCGCCUGUCGCGACUUGCAGGGCCGACGCCUCCGGAACGUCAACGACAGCAUCUCUAGGGAACGUUUCCAAUCAUGGCAGGAAAAGAUAAGCAAGGGCGAGGCGACCGAAGACGAAAUGAUUCGAGCGCUUGUGUUGGAUACCAGUUCUUCCAGUGGAGUUGCCGGAUGGUAUUUACAGUUGCCCUCCUGGGCGGCCGUUGGCAGUCAACACAAGCGACAGAUUCAACGACAGUACCACAUGUGGAAACGACAACAACGACAAGUCAAGAACACGCGGGAUGAAGCACGCCAAAGGCGAGACGCGCAAGUCCAAACCUACGUGAUGCAGGCCCAGGCCGCCCUGGACCAGGCGCAAUCCGGAGUGCAAAAUGCCCUCCAAGAAGGUUUGCGGAAACGGCAACAGAACAAUGUUGAGCCUGAACCACCAGCGGCCCUACUCACGUUGGACGGUGACAUUACUUUGGCGUACGAAUCGAACGCGUGGAAGAUGCAGAGCCCGUCCAACUUUGCUACGGUUGGGAUUGUCUUGGACUUUUCGUUGCUCAAUACUUCAUCAUCAUCGUCGUCGCAACAUGCAUUCUACUACGAAGUACGACUGGUUUCGGGAGGACUGGCACAGAUUGGCUGGGCAAUACCUGGAUUCGUGCCGAAUUCGGAAGAUGGAGACGGUGUCGGCGACGAUGCCUUUUCGUGGGCCUACGAUGGUUCCCGCUCGAUUCGAUUGCACAAUGCACAAACCCAGUCGUACGGGAAGCCGUGGAAUGCUGGUGACGUAGUUGGUUGUCUGUGUCAUCAAGGAACCAUCAGCUUUACUUUGAAUGGAGAUGAUGAAUUUGGAACAGCAUUCACCUUGGAUCUUACCGAAACAGCACAACCAGUGCCGGUGAUUAGUAUUAAUCCAGGUGAAAUUGUGGAAUUGCGUUGGAACACUUCCGAUAUGGAGUUUUGUCCGGAACAAGCCACUCCUGUUGGAAGCUUUCUCGCGACGGAGGAUGUUACUUUUAAGACACACAAACCAAACAUUCCCGUAGCCAAGCGCCAGAAACAGAAUACAGAUGCCAUUCUUCUAGCCACAACCAACGACUCUCUUCCAUCACCGGAGUCAAUUAACAGUAAUUCAAAGUACGUGGAUGAAAACAUUCAAAAAAAUCCAACUUUUGAACCCCAAGAACUGGAUUUGGAGUCGUAUCAGUCAGCACAGGAUCUAGAAGACCUCGGUAUGGAUCGGUUGAAAGGAGCACUCGCUGCCUUGGGAGUCAAGUGUGGGGGUACCUUACAGGAGCGGGCAGCUCGUUUGAUGUCGCUGAAGGGUUUGGAACGAGAAGAUUACCCCCAACGGUUGCUGUCGAGACGUAAACGAUAG
Phaeodactylum tricornutum CCAP 1055/1 is the source of this 1874-nucleotide messenger RNA. RefSeq lists its product with no specific name. Gene Ontology annotation, cellular component: nucleus. The record is from RefSeq and is a predicted model, not a curated record. The coding region runs from base 96 to 1874 and encodes 592 amino acids. Gene Ontology annotation, molecular function: protein binding. NCBI's taxonomy places the organism in Eukaryota, Bacillariophyta, Bacillariophyceae, Surirellales, Neidiaceae. The transcript has a single exon.